CCCAUUCCUUCACCAUGUGCACCCUCGAGCAGCGUUCCAACCUCUUCAUCCUAACACUGACGGGCAACGACGACGAGCAUCGCCUCAGCCCAACUCUAAUCGCCGCCAUCCUCUCGGCUCUCCGCCAAGUCAAGUCCGUAGCUACAAGCGGAUCCGUUCUCAUCACAAACUCCCAAGGCAGGUUCUUCUCCAACGGACUCGACCUACCGUGGGCCUUAGCCGCAGGAUGUCGAGUCAAGGCUCUAUCCAGACUCUCCCAAAUGGUGGAGUCCCUGCGGUUCGUGGUCGCCGAGCUCGUCUCCCUCCCCAUCCCCACGAUCUCCGUGGUCCAGGGCCACGCCGCGGCGGCAGGGUUCGUGCUGGCCCUGAGCCACGACUACAUGCUGAUGAGGGAGGACAGAGGUGUGCUUUACAUGAGCGAGAUCGACCUCGGGGGUUGCUUGCCGGACUACUUCACCGUCCUGUUUCGGGCCAAGAUCGGGUCGGGGCUGGCCCGGCGUGACAUCUUGCUGAGAGGGCAGAAGGUGAAGGGGAGAGAGGCGGUGGAGAUGGGGAUAGUGGAUGGUGUUUGGGGUUGCGAGCAGAGCUUGAGAGUGGCGGCAAUGGAGCUUGCUGAGCGGCUGGGAUCGAGGAAGUGGGAUGGAGAGGUGUAUCAAAAGAUGAGGAAGGGGUUGUACCCAAAACUCUGCAUCGUUGUGGGAGCUGUGGAAGGUCGGAUUCUUCCAGCUAAAUUGUAAUGAAACAUGAAAGCCAGCUGGUCUCGAAAAAUCAACAUUGAUGCAUGGGAGAUAUGUUCCUAAAAUAAUAGCCUUUCUGAUUUCCGACCUUGGGAGUUCGGACUUGUUGGUCAUCUUGAUUGGACUUGAUUGUAGGGCUUGUAAUAGUAUUUGGUUUUCUCCAAUUAAGGCCUGUAUUUCGC
Molecule: messenger RNA, 919 nt
Organism: Linum trigynum
Lineage: Eukaryota; Viridiplantae; Streptophyta; Magnoliopsida; Malpighiales; Linaceae
Source: the annotation of a GenBank genome assembly